AUGCCGGUCAUCCGCUCCCGCCGGAUGGCCCCACUCCUCCAGGUCCUCGCCCUCCUCUACUUUGCCGGGGAUGUCCUCGCCGAGUCCUCUCCAGGACUCCCCAUGGUUAUUAACACCUGGGGUGGCGCUUUUACAGCCGCUACGGACGCGGCGUACGAGGCGCUCCUGAAGUCGGGCACAUCGGCCCUUGACGCGGUCGAGAUCGGCUGCGCGACCUGCGAGCGCAACCAGUGUGAUGGCAGCGUCGGGUUUGGCGGCUCGCCAGAUGAGCAUUGCGAGACCACCCUCGAUGCUAUGAUUAUGGACGGCGUGACCAUGAAGUCCGGCUCCGUUGCCGCUCUGCGACGUGUCAAGAAUGCGAUUGGUGUCGCGCGUCAUGUGCUUGAGUACACCUCUCACACGAUGCUGGCUGGCGAUCUGGCAACAGAGUUCGCCAUUGAGAACGGUUUCACGGCAGAAAACUUGACGACAGAGGCUUCGGCUCAGAGAUGUGCGGAAUGGCGACGGAACAACUGCCAGUCAAACUACAGACAGAACGUCACUCCAGAUCCCAAGUCUGCUUGUGGCCCCUACACGCCUGCUCAGCUUGACUCGAGUUCGCCGGAUUAUUUCAAGCUGAUCGCCCCGAACUCUGCCCAGGCAUCCCAUGACACAAUUUCCAUGAUGGCUUUGGACGCCAACGGCAUCAUGGCGGCGGGCACUUCAACAAAUGGUGCGUCUUUCAAGGUUCCCGGUCGUGUUGGCGACGGUCCGAUAACUGGAUCUGGAUCAUAUGUCGACGGAGAUGUCGGUGCAUGCGGUGCAACUGGGGAUGGAGACAUCAUGAUGCGCUUCUUGCCCUGUUACCAAGCCGUUGAGAGCAUGCGGAGAGGCAUGACCCCCCAGGAAGCCGCAAGGGAUGCCGUGGUUCGCAUGGUGAAGAAAUAUCCCGCCGUGUCUAGCGGUAUUGUGGUGGUCAACAACAAGGGUGAGCACGGCGGCGCAGGCUCUGGAUGGACCUUCACAUACGCCUAUAGAGGCGGGAACAUGAACAAAACUGAAGUGGUGACUGUGCCUCCGGUGUGCAUGAGUCGGUCACUGACUGUUCAGAUGCCUUAA
Colletotrichum truncatum is the source of this 1098-nucleotide messenger RNA. RefSeq names its product N-(beta-N-acetylglucosaminyl)-L-asparaginase. Gene Ontology annotation, molecular function: asparaginase activity; beta-aspartyl-peptidase activity; N4-(beta-N-acetylglucosaminyl)-L-asparaginase activity. Gene Ontology annotation, cellular component: cytoplasm. Gene Ontology annotation, biological process: protein deglycosylation. Lineage: Eukaryota; Fungi; Ascomycota; Sordariomycetes; Glomerellales; Glomerellaceae. The record is from RefSeq and is a predicted model, not a curated record.